ACGCGUGCGUGCAUAAAAAGCCCUCCGCACCGCGACUCACGGCGCCUGCUCCCCGCGCGCACCAGCACAUCCAGCUCCCCGAAUCGCGCCGGGACGCACACGGGCAGACACACGAACCGGACCGGACGAAAUGGCGACGCUCUCCGUCCCCGCCGCCGUCCCGGCCGUCGCCGAGGACUGCGAGCAGCUGCGCAAGGCGUUCGCGGGGUGGGGCACCAACGAGCGCCUCAUCGUCUCCAUCCUGGCGCACCGCGACGCCGCGCAGCGCCGCGCCAUCCGCCGCGCCUACGCCGAGGCCUACGGCGAGGAGCUGCUCCGCGCCAUCGGCGACGAGAUCCACGGCAAGUUCGAGAGGGCGGUGAUCCAGUGGACGCUGGACCCGGCGGAGCGGGACGCGGAGCUGGCCAACGAGGAGGCCAAGAAGUGGCAGCCGGGGGGCCGCGCGCUCGUCGAGAUCGCCUGCGCGCGCACCCCCGCGCAGCUCUUCGCCGCUAGGCAGGCCUACCACGACCGCUUCAAGCGCUCGCUCGAGGAGGACGUCGCCGCGCACGUCACCGGCGACUUCCGCAAGCUUUUGGUGCCUCUUGUAAGCGCAUACCGCUACGAUGGCCCGGAGGUGAACACAUCGUUGGCACACUCUGAAGCCAAAUUACUCAACGGAAAGAUCAACGAGAAGGCCUACAGCGAUGAUGAGGUCGUCAGGAUUCUCACUACAAGGAGCAAGGCUCAGCUACUCGCAACAUUCAACAGCUACAAUGAUCAGUUCAGUCACCCCAUCACCAAGGACCUCAAGGAAGACCCCAAGAACGAGUACCUCUCAACCCUGAGGGCGAUCAUAAGGUGUUUCACCUGCCCUGACAGAUACUUUGAGAAGGUCGUCCGGUUGGCCCUUGGAGGCGUCGGCACAGACGAGGACACCCUUACGAGGGUCAUAACCACUCGCGCUGAGGUGGACCUGAAGGUGAUAAAGGAGGCGUACCAGAAGAGGAACAGCGUCCCGCUGGAGAAGGCUGUUUCCAAGGAAACAAGCAGAGACUAUGAAGAUAUGAUGCUUGCACUUCUGGGGGCAGAGUACUGAGGCGUGUGUCUGAUCUACCAUAUGCUUGAUGAUGGGGGAAUAAAAGUGCAUAAAACUGCGAAAUGUGUUGUUUUUCAUGGAUGAUUAUAAGUUAGCCUGCAUGGCAGUACUCGUCCGAUAAACUAUAUAAUUUUGUCAAUUGAGCUGCAGAAAUAUCAUUGGUGUUUUUUGAAGUUUA
Triticum urartu is the source of this 1256-nucleotide messenger RNA. RefSeq names its product annexin Gh1. NCBI's taxonomy places the organism in Eukaryota, Viridiplantae, Streptophyta, Magnoliopsida, Poales, Poaceae. The record is from RefSeq and is a predicted model, not a curated record. Gene Ontology annotation, molecular function: calcium ion binding; phosphatidylserine binding; calcium-dependent phospholipid binding. Gene Ontology annotation, cellular component: cytoplasm; plasma membrane. Gene Ontology annotation, biological process: response to water deprivation; response to cold; response to heat.